Molecule: messenger RNA, 3583 nt
Organism: Plectropomus leopardus (leopard coralgrouper)
Lineage: Eukaryota; Metazoa; Chordata; Actinopteri; Perciformes; Serranidae
Gene: paxbp1
Product: PAX3 and PAX7 binding protein 1
Biological process (GO): positive regulation of transcription by RNA polymerase II; mRNA splicing, via spliceosome
Cellular component (GO): nucleus
Molecular function (GO): DNA binding
Source: RefSeq, a predicted model, not a curated record
AGAAGAAACGCACUCCUGACAGAAAAUGGUCGACUGGCGAUGUGAGGAUAAUUACCUUCUGGUCGAGGCACAAUUAUAAGGUGUCCCGUGUUAUAGCAUGAACCAUUGUAAUUAGCAGAUAACUAUAAUGUUCAAAAAGGCGAAACGAGCCAACUUUCGGCGGAGGAAUGACUCCGACGAGGACGAGCAGGAGGAGAGUCGGCAGCCGCCGCUGCUGCCGACAUCGUUCGGGCCCGCCGUGGAGGAAAUCCCGUUUAUGGAGACUUCCCACAGCAGCGUUACCGGAGCACCGAGCAGCACCGACAACUGCUACAGCAAUGGUUUUCUAGCUAGCGUAAGAACUGUUAAGAAAGAAAAGAAAAGCAGAGAUGUCGUUACAGCUGCGGUGCCUGUACCCACGAAAGCCAGUUUGCUGAGUUUUGACGAUGACGAAGAGGGAUCCGAGGUGUUCAGGGUGAAGAAAUCCAAUCACAGCAAGAAGAUCGUCAAGCAGCUGAAGAAAGAAUACAAGGAGGAUUUGGAGAAGUCCGGAGUCAAACAGGAAAUCAAAUCAGAUGCUCCACUUCAGCCUGUGCUUGCCAUCAAAGAGGAAGUUAUCAGCAGAGCAGGAAGUGAACAAGGGGAGGAAGAAAUGGAGGUGGACAGUGCCGAUGAGCAGGCAGAAGACACGAAGAGUCAAGGCGGCCAGGGACAAGGUCAAGUCUCCAGGAGCAACAAUGCCGGAGCAACGUUCAACACUCUCUCCUCCCUUAGCAGCCUUAGACCAGGGGAGAUCCCUGAUGCAGCAUUCAUCCAUGCUGCCAGAAAGCGACGGCAACUGGCCAGAGAGCUGGGGGGUGAAGCCCCUCUGGUUGAGACGGAGGCUCCCAAGAAACGUAUGGUACGAGAAGACCAAGAUGCCAGUGAUGACGAAGAUGAGGAAGAGAAGAGGAUCCGCUUCAGUGCUGUCAAGAACAAAAGCCAGAGACAGAAGAUUGCAGAGGAGAUAGGUAUUGAGGGCAGUGACGAUGAGGCGCUGGAUACGGGUCAGGAUGAGGAGGUGAGCCGUUGGGAGCAGGAGCAGAUUAGGAAAGGAAUCAGCAUACCCCAGGUCCAAAGCAGCCAGCCAGAGGACAACACAGUCUACUACCAGAACAGCUACGAGAGCCAACCCUACGGCUCUUCGUACAGCAUGCCUUUCUCCUACAGCACAGUGGCCCCACAGACUUCCAAGCCAACUGGCCGAGCAGACAAUGGUUCUGUUCACUACGGCACCCCUAUUAGUGAUCUAACCCCGGUAUCCAUUGAUCUGGUAAAGAAACGCCUGCAGGAUAGGCUCACUCAAAUGCGUGCAGGCCACGAAGCAAACGCCAGGCGCUACAAACAGAUUGAAGAAGACCUAGCUGCCUCUGAGAGCGCCAUACAGCAGCUGGAGGGCUCGUCCAAUGACAAUGCAGAUCAAUAUAAAUUCUUGCAAGAGAUGCGAGGGUAUGUUGGAGACUUGCUUGAGUGUUUCAGUGAAAAGGUGCCUGCUGUCCUGGAGCUGGAGGCUGCCAUGCACCAGUUACUAAGGCAACGGGCCUCACGACUUGUCCAGAGAAGACAGGAUGAUAUUAAAGAUGAAUCGGCGGAGUUUGCAAGCCUUUCAAAUAAAGCCGUCAUGGCUCCUAAUCUGGACUCUUUUGGUCGAGACCGCGCAGCAUACCAGGAGAACAGUCGUCAGAGGAGGAUAGCAGAAAGAGAAGCACGGCGAACUCGGCGGCGACAAGCUAGAGAGCAGAACGGAAAGAGGGCUGAGCAUAAAGAAGGCUUAUCAUCUGAUGAUGAGGAGACUUCUACUGACAUCACCAGCUUCAACAUGGAAAGAGAUCGUAUCAUCAGGGAAUGUAAGAAAGUAUUUGAGGAUGUGGUGGAGGACUUUCAUUCUCUUGACUGCAUCAAAUCCCAUUUUGAAGUAUGGAGGAGAGAAUAUGCCGACGGCUACAGAGAUGCUUACAUAGGCCUCUGUCUGCCCAGACUCUUUAGCCCUUUAGUCCGCCUGCAGCUGAUUACAUGGAACCCUCUCGAGGCUCAGUGUGCAAAUUUCGAGUACAUGCUCUGGUUUGAGUCGCUGUUGUUUUACGGCUUUGAGGAGCACAGCAUGUUGCAGAGAGGAGAUGGGGAUAUCAGCUUGCUGCCUGCUAUUGUGGAGAAGGUCAUCCUCUCCAAACUGACAGUGUUGGCAGAGCAAGUGUGGGACCCGCUGUCAAACAGUCAGACAGCCAGGCUGGUGGGCUUCAUUCGCAGACUAAUGAAAGGUUACCCCACUGUGCUGCAUGGGGACAACCGGUACACACAGGAGCUUUUGAAAACUAUUGUCUUCAGGACCAGGCGAACUCUGGAUGAAGAUGUCUUUCUUCCACUCUACCCAAAACAUGUGUUGGAGAACAAGAAUAGCAGUCCUUACUUAUUCUACCAGAGGCAGUUCUGGUCCUGUGUGAAGCUGCUGGGCAACAUCCUGCAGUGGGAUGGUAUCUUGUCCAUUUCCUGUCUUCGGGAUCUGGCGUUGGACAGCACUUUGAAUAGAUACAUCCUCUCCGCACUGCAGACCACAGAUACCGGGGAGGACAAUAUUCCAAAAUGCCAGAAGGUGGUGGAGUGUUUGCCAGUGCAGUGGUUCUCUGGACUGAAGGGCCAGCAGACGUUGCCUCAGUUGGAGCCACUCUGUCGCUACCUCACCCACCUGGCCAACUCACUGUACCGCAGCAGUUUGGGCGGGUCUGACGUGGAACGACGUACUGCAAAGGAGCAGGUCAAAGAGGUCGUGAAGCUGCUGGGCCACAUGAACGCUCUGGAUCACAUCAUCACUGUGGCAGAAGAGCAUGGCAUUAAAGACAUCAAGCCACUUUUGGAAGCCAAGUCGUAAAGGAGGACACGGCAACAGAAGCUUUUCGGUCAUCUGUUGUCACGUUUGGCACAUUUGAAGCCAUGGGGUCACAAAAAUUGGAUUUCUGGGGGAGGGGGGGGUGGAGUUUGUGUAAAUGGAUUUGAAGUAACACUCAACAGUUGCUAGCUCACCUGAAAAGACAUGGUUAAGAAAAAACUGGUGUAAAUAUUGUAAAUAAUGUAUAGAAAGUUGUGCGCAUAUGCUCAACACAGGACCGAUGCUGAAAUGAGGCCUUGUAUUGUCAGCUCAAAAAUACCACUCGGUUAUACUACGCUGGCAGUAUUUUAAAUGCAUAAUUUAUUAUGGAUAAACAAUAUGGAUUACUGGCAUGUUUGGAUAAUGUCUGAUCUCUAAACUGAUGCCAUAUUCAACCAGGCUAUGUGUAAAAGAACUGCUUAAACUCCUUUUGUUUUUCUCACAUACUCUACUUUUCCACACAUGCCAAAAAAAUUUUGUAGUUGACCGAAAGGAAGACACGGCAAAAUUUAAAAAUGUGUCUCACAGUACACUGUGGCGCAGUUGAUAAGGUUAUUUUUUUGGAUCUCCACUUCACGUUACAGUCCUCCUGUGUCACCUACAGACUGCCUCGAUGACUCCACAAUAGCUGAAAGCUUUUUUUCUCACAUCUGCAAGACUUUUGUUUUUGCAUUUUAUUUGUCUGUGAAUAAAAUAAUUUGA